Messenger RNA from Gilbertella persicaria, 2491 nucleotides. RefSeq lists its product as uncharacterized. The coding region runs from base 81 to 2450 and encodes 789 amino acids. Gene Ontology annotation, molecular function: guanyl-nucleotide exchange factor activity. NCBI's taxonomy places the organism in Eukaryota, Fungi, Mucoromycota, Mucoromycetes, Mucorales, Choanephoraceae. Gene Ontology annotation, biological process: intracellular signal transduction. The transcript has 10 exons. The record is from RefSeq and is a predicted model, not a curated record.
AACGCACGUUCUUUUAAAUAGCUUCUCUUUUUCUCUCCUUUUUCCCUUUUUUUCUCUCUUUCUUUUCUUAAAAAAAUAAAAUGGCGACAUUAGAGGAUACAUCGGAAAUCACUGAAGAAAUUAAAGACAGCUAUAUUCGUCAAAAUUUACCUGUGAGGCGUCAGAGUCUUAUUGUCUACCAAGACAAACUAAGAUCCGAACAACAAGAUGAACAACCGAAAAGACACGCAAGUAUGAUGGACUUGUCAACAGCACCCCAUACUACCAACAGACUCUAUAACAGCAAAUCAAUGAAUUCUCUAUCUCCUAAAAAACAUAACCGACCCAAUCCACCACUUUCUAUUCAAAUUGAUUCUCAAACGAUACAGACAAGCAACAGUAGUCAAAGUAGUGGAAGCAGUUCUUCUGAUUUCUUUAUGGACACUCUUUUUGAAGAAGAACCACAACAGCCAUCUCAAAGAAUACCAAGAUUUAUUGGUCGUCUUAAACAAAGUAAAUCGGACACAACUCACAGAUACAACCCUACAAAAAGAAGACCGUCAGAUGAUACAUCGAGUCCAUUAGCACAAUCAUGGAACGAUAUGUCACAACCCCUCUUUAGACUAAAAAAUGUAUUUUCUCGUCUACAAACAACCAAUAAUAACUGUGAUACUAGAAAGCGCACAUCUAUCUAUAGUCAGGAAUUACGAAAACGAAAAAACAAAUGGACAGAUAAAAAAAAGUCGGCGACUGUCUAUACUGCCUUAUUAUCGCAUGUAUCCAGCGAAUUUCUAAAGAGAAUACAGUUAUCUGCUAUUGCUUUCAAAGACGGUAUUCAAUAUCAUGAUGUCUUUAGUGGAUCAGUAGCUGUGGAUUGUAUUCUGGAAAUCUUGAAUACAAAUGAUCGGAAUUUGGCCUUAUUAGUGGGACGUGCACUUGAAAACCAAGGGUUUUUUCAUCAUGUCAAUUAUGACCAUCGUCUAAGGGAUUUGGAAAUUGAACUUUAUCAGUUCCAAUAUGUGAACAAUACAGUCUAUGAUGCAUUACCCACUGCCAGUUCCAAUAAAUUAUUGCCACUUAAAAAGUCAAAUCGAAAGCAUGUGCCAUCGAUUUGCGAAACCUUACCGAUCAAUGGUGUAUUUUCUGUUCUUACGGAUUGCUAUUCGCCUACUUGCACACGAAAGAAUCCGUGUUAUAGCAUCAGUUGUCCUAGAAAAAUGACGAAAAACAAGAAUGUACAACGUCCUUUGAGUUCUUAUUUUCUUCGGACAGAACAAGAGUUACAGCUAAGGUCUUUAUGGAGACAUUCUGUACCUUUGAAUAUCGUAUUGGGCACCAAUGAUAUUGAACAAAAACGUCAAGAAUGCAUUUAUGAACUCAUUUACACAGAGGAUGAUUUCACAAGAGAUUUACACUAUGUUCAAGAUUUUUGGAUUGAACCUCUUUUACAUGGUGAUAUUAUACCUAUCGAAAGAAGACAUGAAUUUAUUACAGAUGUCUUUUGGAAUUGGGCAGAUAUUGAACGCAUCAGCACAAACUUGUCCAAAGAUCUCACGCUAAGACAAGACAAACAUUCUGUGAUACCUUGUAUUGGUGAUAUCUUAUUGGAACAUGUUGAAGGGUUUGAACCAUUUGUGAUUUAUGGUGCACAUCAAAUUAUUGGCAAACAUACAUUCGAAUUAGAAAAGAAGAGAAAUCCCAAGUUUUUACAGUUUGUAGAAAAAUUGGAAAGACAACCUGAAUCAAGGAGACUAGAGUUAAAUGGUUAUCUUACAAAACCUACCUCAAGGCUGGGACGAUAUAACCUGUUAUUAAACGCAAUUCAUCAAUUAACACCUAAAGAGCACAAAGACUAUCAAGAUAUUCCUAAAGUGAUUGAUAAGAUAACACGGUUCUUGGUUCAAUUGAAUAAGCGAGUAGGUUUAUCAGAUAAUGCAUUUCAUUUAGAACAGAUAUCCAAUCGUAUUUUAGCCCCCAAGGGACAUAACUUGAAUUUACUUGAUCCUAAACGUCAACUCUUAAUGAGAGGCAAAAUGAAAAAGUGUGGCCAAUACACAAACAAGAACACAAACCAUGUUGUCAUACCUUCAUUACUGGAUAUUCAAGUCUUUUUGUUUGAUCAUUACCUUGUGUUUUGCAAGAUUAAACAUCAAGAUGGACUUGAUUAUUAUAAACUAUACCAAAAACCUAUUCUAGUCAAACAUUUACAUGCGUUUAUACCACAUUCUGUGAUUAUUCCCCCCACAAAAUCAUUCAGUACAUCACAUAUCUAUAGUAAAUUAUCGCCCAGUACUUUUCAGAACAGUAUUUCUGACAUGACUCCUCCUCCACAAACAAAGACCCAUGUGUUUCCUCUUAGUUUUUCAAACAAACAAGAUACUUCUCCAUCACCCAUUACUUUCCUCGUCUCUACAGAUUCAACUCGACAUGUGUGGUUAAACAAGAUAGAAGAAGCACAACAGCAACAAUAACAACAAUAGGAUUGUACAUAAAUAAAAAACUAGACUUUAAU